AUGUCAGGCAGUGGGAAUCAGUCUUGUCUGAUGGGAGCAGAGGACACCGGCUCCUUCCUGGUGUGUGUGUUCCAUGCUCUGGAGGAAUGGGCUGGUCUUGGUCAGGUGGAGGACUACCUGAGCGUUUUGGAGUACCUGCUGUGGGUCUUCACCCCUCUGGCUAUCGUCUUCAUUCUGCCCUUCUUCAUCGUCAUACUCAGCUACCUGUCUAUACUCUUCCUUCAAGUCUAUAAGAGGAAGAAUCAACUGAGGGAAGCUUACUCCAAUAACCUGUGGGAUGGAGCCAGGAAGACUCUGGCUACUCUGUGGGAUGGACAUGGAGCCAUAUGGCAUGGCUAUGAGAUCCAUGGGCUGGAGAAAAUCCCUGACAAAGGACCAGCACUGAUCGUGUACUAUCAUGGAGCGAUUCCUAUUGACUACUACUACUUCCUGGCCAAUGUUAUCCUCCAGAAAGGACGGACCUGUCACUCUGUGGCUGACCACUUACUCUUCAAAGUCCCAGGUUUCAAAUUACUGUUGGAAGUGUUCAGUGUGAUCCAUGGCCCUCAGGAAGAGUGUGUGAGAGCUCUGAAGAAUGGUCACCUGUUGGGUAUUUCCCCUGGAGGAGUACGGGAAGCUCUGCUCAGUGAUGAGACUUACCCUCUUCUAUGGGGCAAACGCAAAGGAUUUGCCCAAGUCGCCAUCGACUCUCAAGUGCCAGUUAUUCCAAUGUUUACUCAGAAUCUGCGAGAGGGCUUCAGGUCUUCGGGAACUCUCAGAUUAUUCCGCUGGAUGUAUGAGAGGUUCCAUCUACCUGUAGCACCUGUUUAUGGUGGAUUUCCUGUGAAAUUCCGGACCUUCCUUGGGGAUCCCAUCCAGUAUGAUCCAAACAUAAAUGCUGCAGAUCUUGCGGAGAAAGUGCAGCAGGCUGUCCAAUCUCUGAUAGACCAGCACCAGGUGAUCCCAGGGAAUAUCCUGAGAGCCUUGAUGGAGAGAUUCUACACCAAACACAAAGAUCAUUAA
Limanda limanda (common dab) is the source of this 1002-nucleotide messenger RNA. RefSeq names its product monoacylglycerol/Diacylglycerol O-acyltransferase-like. The transcript has 8 exons. The coding region runs from base 1 to 1002 and encodes 333 amino acids. The record is from RefSeq and is a predicted model, not a curated record. Lineage: Eukaryota; Metazoa; Chordata; Actinopteri; Pleuronectiformes; Pleuronectidae. Gene Ontology annotation, molecular function: acyltransferase activity. Gene Ontology annotation, cellular component: membrane.